UCCUGGCUCCUGGCAUCAUUAGUUUUAUUAUGUUCUUUUAAUUGCAGUAAUGGAUCUCGAACGGGAAGCAUGCCUCGAGUUCGGCGUUGAGAGGGGUUGUCAGGCUGUCAGGAUUCCACUGUCCAACAAAACAUGCACAACUACUGUGACCGGAGGACGAUGGAUUUCUACCUGUUUAGGUGCUGCUGGUGUAAACAUGUUGGUUUGGCAAGGGAGGCAUAGCACACACAAAAGCUCACCUUCGGUUAACUCAUGCCCAGUUGUAGUCAGUGGCACUCUUCUAUAUUUAUACUGGUGUUGAAUCAGGACUCUCUCUCUCUCUCUCUCUGUUCGCCCAGGGCAGGGCUUUCGGUGGGUGUUGGGUUUAUUUGGGGCAGAAGCCCAAAGUCGCAUCAACAGUGGUAGAGGGGUAAUCGAUCCUUGUCUAAACCCAGAGUGGCGGGGCAAAGGGAUCAAGACGGGUGAAGCAUCACGGCAAAGCUCCCCUGCGAUCACUGGCCACUGGGUCAACGAAAUGAGCUAUGUGUUGCAAAUGGUAUUGUCUAACACAGUGAAGGGCUGAGGCAGCAGAGAAGAUUGAAUGUAGGGAAGGCUUACCUCUUCAAUAUGAACACACCCCUAGCGAGAGUCUUGCAUGCAUUACAGGCUCCCAAGGAAGGAGCAUGUACAGCCAGCUUGAGGUCAUUGCCAGCUUCUUGAAAUGGGAUGCAAGAUGAUGCAAGUACUCGCCUGGCACCUUUUCCAUGAUGCACCAUUUGCUUCCAUCCUCUCCGAAAAAAACAGAGCCUUCUGAAAUCCUGCUCCCAUCACACCUCAAGGUGAGCAGCUACCAACCGCCGCCAAAGUGGCAGUGGAGCGAUUUGAAAUCCUCCAAGGUGCGGCUGUGUUUGGCCUGUUGCCUUCUUCAGGUGGCCAGGAACUUGUGCCGCGAGACGCUGCUGAGUCCCUCGGUCCUCGCGCGGAACCACGCCUUGGGCUUUCAGAUGGACUCCUGGGCUUGGGCGCAGCUGAACUUUUUGGGCACCUUUGGAGGAAUCGUUGGAUUCAUCAUGUCCAAGGUCAUGGCCGCUCAACCAGCCAAUCCCUCCUUCAUCGUUCUUCUUGGUGCCCUGUCCUUGUUGAUGUUCGCCAUGGAGAUCCAUUGUCAAAGCUUUCGAGCGUUGAUGAUGGCCAACUUCUGCGGUGCCACCCUAAGACAUCUCUCUUCACCGCUCCUUUGGAAGCUCUUUGAGGGUGUCAUCUCGGGCGAAGAGAUGGCUGCCCUGAUGCAGGCCAUGGGUUCCUUUGAGAUUGUGAUGGGCUUCAUCGUUCCCAUCAGCUGUGGCAGCUUCGCUUUGAUGGGCUUUCAAACGCCCUUCUGCCUGAUGGUGGCGCUGCCCUUGCUGUUUUUGAUGGCCACGAUGCCCAAGUCGAAGGCAGAAUGAGGUGUGGCGGAUGCAUUCGCACCCCAUCGCCCUUUGGAAGACCCAACGACGAUCGAGGAUGACCCAAGUUUUCCACGUGUCAAAGGACACAGCAAGCUGCUGCGGUGUCAGGCAAGCUGCUACACGCAGCCGGGCCUUGGUCGGACACGCAGCGCUGGCAACAGCAUGCUCCGAGCUGAUGUGGCAUCCGUCCGAUCACAUUUUGCGGGGAUUUGCGGGCAUGCAGCGUUUGGAAGGUAGGUUAGCCC
Durusdinium trenchii is the source of this 1672-nucleotide messenger RNA. The record is from the annotation of a GenBank genome assembly. NCBI's taxonomy places the organism in Eukaryota, Dinophyceae, Suessiales, Symbiodiniaceae.